GCUGGUUGCGCUGCGUCCUUCUCUGCCCGGUGCGUAAAAGGGAACCAUGCUUUGGGGCAGCACCGGCAGGCUCCACACACAUUGACAGACAGAAGCAAGACGGCGAGUGAGAGUGAGUUUGUGGAAGAAAGUGUGUGGGAGUGUGGGAGGGUGGUAGAGCCCUCCCCCCGCCAAAUGUCUCGAUGGAUCCACUCCUUCAUAACCCAACUCUUCCCCAGCCUUGCGCAGAUGGCCAAAGUGUCCAAACCGGACUGUGAAUCAGCUAAACUGGCCACAGAAUGACAAGGUGAGAGCAGAUUAGAUAUUUAACUCUUCACCCACUGCAUUGUUUCAUUUAGUGUGUAGUUAAAGUCAAAGUAGCCAAACACCGUCUGGCGAAAGGGCGCUUGGCUUCAUGUGAAUGUCUGCCGGUCUCCCAGCGCACAGCGCUGGUGAUGCCAUGCCGAGAAGUCACACCGGCGACGACAGCAGCGGCACCGGGCUCUGGCUGAAGAGCUCAACGGGACGCCGGGUGCAGGACUACGCACUGAAAGAUGUGGAGUCCGGUAGGAGGACGAUGAACAACGCGGUGAGAGUCGGGGACGGUCUCUUGUCUCCCACCGCUGCAGGUGCGGUGGGCACCGAGAGGAAGCAGGGCGCCCGGCUCAGCCUGCUGGGGAAGCCGCUGAUCUACAGCGCGCAGAGCGGCCGCCGGAACGCGCGGUAUCGGCGGCUCCAGAAUUACCUCUACAACGUGUUGGAGAGACCCAGAGAAUGGGCUUUCAUCUACCACGCUUUUGUGUUCAUCCUCGUCUUUGGAUGUCUGGUUCUCUCAGUUUUUUCCACAAUCCCUGCUCACCAGGAAUUCUCCUCACACUGUCUGCUCAUCCUGGAGUUUGUGAUGAUUGUAGUGUUUGGUCUGGAGUACAUCAUCAGGAUAUGGAGCGCUGGAUGCUGCUGCCGCUACCGAGGCUGGCAGGGACGCCUCCGCUUCGCCAGGAAGCCGUUCUGUGUCAUUGACAUCAUUGUACUCAUCGCCUCUGUUGCCGUGGUGUCCGCCGGUAGCCAGGGUAACAUCUUUGCCACCUCUGCGCUACGUAGCCUUCGUUUCCUUCAGAUCCUGCGCAUGGUGCGCAUGGACCGCAGGGGAGGGACCUGGAAGCUGCUGGGAUCUGUAGUUUAUGCACAUAGUAAGGAGCUGGUGACUGCCUGGUAUAUUGGGUUCCUGGUGCUCAUCUUCUCCUCCUUCUUGGUCUAUCUGGUGGAAAAAGAAUUCAACAAGGAGUUCGCCACCUAUGCCGACGCUCUGUGGUGGGGCACGAUCACUCUUACAACCAUCGGCUACGGUGACAAGACCCCGCAGACGUGGACUGGACGGUUAUUAUCAGCUGGUUUUGCUCUGCUGGGGAUCUCCUUCUUCGCCCUGCCAGCUGGCAUCCUAGGGUCAGGUUUUGCCCUGAAAGUGCAAGAGCAGCAUCGACAGAAGCACUUUGAAAAGAGGAGGAACCCAGCUGCCAGCCUCAUCCAGUGUGUCUGGCGUAGUUAUGCUGCUGAUGAGAACUCGGUUUCCAUUGCUACCUGGAAGCCUCAUUUGAAGGCGUUGCAUACCUGCAGCCCCGCCAAGAAAGAGCAGGGCGAGACUACUUACAGUAAGGGUCUAAGUAAUGGGAGGCUCUUCAGAAGGUAUACUCGGAAAUAUAGGAGUCAGAAGUUGAGUUUUAAGGAGCGUGUCCGGAUGGCCAGUCCUCGUGGUCAGAGCAUGAAGAGCAGGCAGACGUCUAUCAACGACCGUCAACGCUGUUCCCCUGGCAACGAGGUGGUGGGAGGCGCCGAGCUGAUGGGCGGGAGCCCGGCGAAGGUUCAGAAGAGCUGGAGCUUCAACGAUCGGACCCGGUUCAGGCCGUCACUGAGGUUAAAGAGUCAGACUCGCACUGCUGUCCCAGAUGUGGACACAGGCAUGACCGCAGAAGAUUCCUUUGAUGAGAGAGGCUGCCAUUGCGAUGUUACAGUGGAGGAUCUUUCAGCUCCCCUCAAGGCUGUCAUCAGAGCUGUCAGGAUCAUGAAGUUCCAUGUGGCAAAAAAGAAGUUUAAGGAGACACUGCGCCCGUAUGAUGUGAAGGAUGUCAUAGAGCAGUACUCUGCAGGACACCUGGACAUGCUCUGUCGGAUUAAGAGUCUUCAGACUAGACUAGACACUGUAGUGGGUCCCCCUCCAAGGCCUGUCAGCAGCCGCGUCAAGACCUUUUCCUCUCCCUCCCUGCAUUUAUAUUACAGCCAGGCCCGGAGGAAACAGUCUUCACCGGGAGUGGCCAGUGCAGCACGCUCUGGUCCCAGCUUGAGUAGCCGACCCAGGAACAUGUCCUCUCCUGCCCUGCACUAUUAUUACAGCAACAACAGGAAGAAGCUCCCUGACUCAGGGGUGGAUCAGAUUCUUGGAAAAGGCCAAAUUCCUGUGGAUAAGAAAAUGAGGGACAAACUGCACCCAGAUGGAGAUUCUCUGGAGGGCAUGAGCAUGCUGGGACGGGUGUGUAAGGUGGAGAGACAGGUAACUUCUAUUGAAUCAAAGUUGGACUCUUUGCUGGACGUUUACCGCCAAGUCCUACAGAAAGGCCCCUCAGCACUCACCCUGUCCUCCCUGCCCCUGUUCGAGCUGGACAACCACCAGCACCACAACUCAGACUACCAGACGUCCAUCAUCGGCAGGGAUCUCCCCUCUCCCCAGGGAGGCGAUCUGGUUGGAGGCGGAGGAGAUAACAACAGGCGCUUACGCCGUUCUCUUAGUGCCAACCCGAGAGGCCUGCGACUCAUUCUGGCACCUGCUGAUGAUGACGGUCCCCCAGACUCAGCACCUCCAUCCUACCCCCCGUCCACAGCUUCACUGUCCCCAUCACCACUGCUUCCUCCUGAUAGCCCCUACCCAACGUUGGUCACCCCCAAUUGUACCUCCAAGAGAGCACACUUCCCUGACCUGCCGCCCCCACCUUCCUCAACAGGGGGUUUUACCCUCCGGUUGCCCCCUAUGGUCCACCUCCGAUGCCCCGCUGACCCUAUCCCAGAUGAUAUGACAGCUGGAGUGGCAGAGGAUGAGGAGAGCCUGGGCCCCUCUGUUGUUGUUGGAUCCAGUGUAGAUGCUGACCAAGAAGGGGACAGUGAGGCAGGUCCUGCUCAGGAAAGGGUGCAGCUACGGGAGAAGCCUGGCUUGAAAUCUGAGGGGGUCUGGAGGAGGCAUAUGAGCAUGGAGGUUAACCCCCUGCUGCUGCUCUCAUCUAGCCCAGAUGGGACACCUUCAGGCUGGGAAGGCAGUCUAGGAAAAUCGCUCUCCGUGCACAAUCUCAGCCAGCCUUCGACCAACCGGGCUCCUGGUCUCUCCUCAGCACUCAACAACAGCAGCAGCAGCAACAGUAGCGAACGUGGCAAUGCCCACGGUGACCUUAGCACCUGGGACGGAGCAGAACUCUUCAUUAGUGAGUGCAAACUAGAGCCAGCAGAUGAACAUUUUGACUUCCUGUCCCAGGGACCUGGUGACCCCUCAGACCUUCUACAGUCUGUGGAGGAGGCUGCGCCUCACCCUAAGGGAAACUCAGAGUUUCUCAGUCAGCCUCCACACAUACAGCUGGCAUAACCACACAUACACGCUCACAUACUGUAUGUACACACCAUUGUUGGGAAAGCCACUUUUUAAGUAUUUUUACAGGACACUAUACAGAUUAUGUUGCAAAUGUCCAAUCAAUGCCUUGUAUAUGGACAUACAAUGUUUUUAGAUUUUGUCUAACAUGAUGAAGUCCACUUUCAUACAGGUUUUAUUAUGAUAUAUAAUUUCUAUGGUGUACUAAAACUACCAAAAAAAUCAUAAAAGAAAUCAAAAGUAUAAUGACGUAUAAAAUAUGUAUGAAGGUGGUCUUUCAUAUAAGACAAAAUACACAAAACAAUACACAAAUAACCUUUCUUUAAGAGAAUUUGCUUUGGUCUUUGUCUAAAGAUAUUCAGAUUUGUUUUUACUUUAUACAAAAAUGGUAAUUUUUUAAAGAUCAUAUAUUAAUACAAUAGGUUUGUUUGAAAUAAAGAACAAGUAAAGAAUGUUAACUAGAUAUCAGAGCCUGCAGUCUAACACCUUCUUAAUAGACAUCGGAGUGUAGAAGCAAAUUCAACAAUUUAGUUUAUCACAAAAAUAACUGUGAGCGAUGUUAACUUUCUUUUCAAAGGAAUUUCCAGCAGGCCAACAUUUGAACUUAGUCAGAACCUAAACCCAAACCAAAGACCCAAGUUUGGGCUCAUCACUGAAAUAAGCAGGAGUCUAACUUUUUAUUGUAGAAAUUAAAAGGUAUUGCUAUUGGCUCUUUUGACUUGUGCCAACCUCAACAAAUAAAUGAGUGAAUAAAAUCAGAAAAAAAAAUAGUUGCAAGCUACAAAAGUCAAGGGUUGUUGAACCUCAAACCAGCCACUGGAAACUAUAGGUCAACCACUUCUUAACAUGUGGUGAAACCAGUACAAACAGGUACAUACACACUCUGUGACACACACAAAAACACACUGACACAUACAACUGCCACAAUCACCGUGUACUUUGAGAAGAGCGAACUUGACAAAGAGCUGAGACUGACUAAUGGUUUAAUUUUUCAUACAAGUGCUAGUAUUCAGAGACUUUCUUGAGAGAAAGGGAGAGUCACUCACUCUCCUCAUUCAAUGUCGGUCUUUGGCAAUGUACAAUGUCAUCUUUUACUUAUGCUUUCAUAUAUAUCACUGCAUGGACUGUUUCCAAAAAAAAUUAUAAAAGGAGAAUAAUGGGUGAGGCCUGGUGUAAUUGGAAUAGCUAUAGAGUUAUAAAAAAAAGUUAAUACUUAGCAUGUACUGUUUACAAGCACAGAAACAAUAGUUUAACCUACUACAAGGAGUUUGUAACCCAUUAUGAAACAGUCUAAAUUUCAUACUGAUGCCUCUAUAUUACCUACACAAGCAAACGAGACCAUCAGCAAGAAGAUUGGCCAUUUCCAUAUGAUUAUUCUUUAUGCCUGCCACCAGGUCGGAAUCAGUCUUAUUCCCCUUGAAAUAAAUGAAACGAGACUGUGGAAACACUACUACUUCUGUCCACAGGGGCUGCCACAAUCAACACAAAAUGAAAGUUUCUUGUUGCUUCUUUAAUCUUUAUAUGAUUGCUUAGUUUCAUCAGCGAGUUGUCAGUGAUUUUGGGUGCAGAAAAAAUAAUUGGAAAAAUGGCCUUUCAGCAAGUGUCCCACUCUUUGUAUAUGUUGAUGGUUAAAGGUCUGAAUGCUGAAUCGCAGUAGGCUUGUCCAGCCAAGCAUGAGAUGCUGCAUGCCUAAGCUGUUGCAAUACUUAAAGUCAAGAGUAGUCACACACUUAAUGAUGGCCUGUAUGUCCUUCUGCAUGUUAAAGUAAUGUUUCCUCCAAACCUUUAACAAAAAGGAAGUAAUCUAAUUUGAACUAAUUUCAAAGUAGUUAUAUGGAUACUUACUGUAAAAUUUUAUGACAAAUAUAAUUCGGUCAUUUAAUGUUUUUUGACAAACCCUAUCUUUUCACUGGGUGCUGGUUGCACCAUGUGUAUUAAUAAUGAUUGAAGGUUGCUGGACUGACCUUAUUCCCAACCCUAGGUGUAGUGUGGUGUUACAGGGUGAAAUGUGCAAUGCAUAGACUCAAUUUAUAACAUAGCAGAUUAGCUUGGAUUCACCCGAGGAACCCAUAAUAACGAGAUACUGUACAUGCAUUGUUGUAUGCAUGUUCUUACUUUAUCUAUGUGUCCAUUCUGCUGUUGACACUGUCAAAAAUAUAACAUGUUCAUGUAAUUAAAUAGGAGAGAGAGGGGAAAAGAUGAGAAAAGAGUGCCCUGUAAUCUCAAUACAAAAGCCUAAUUGAUAUUUUCUGUGACUUUCAGCAUUCAGCUGAUGCUCUUAUCCAGAGCAAUGUGCUUAAGGAAACAUUGGCAACUCAAUCUCAUCUGAGACUGAGACUAAAAUGUCUUAUGUAUGGCCUUUUUAACCUCUCUUGCUGCCUCCCCAAAAAUCAUGUAUAAUUUACCAGGAUUUUGAAUGUGCAUGCAAUUCCUCAUCACCACAUCAGUCAAAAUUACAAUAUUUAACCAUUCAUGGUUGUUGUAAUAAUCUUUAAGAAUACUCAAGUGGACACAUUUAUAGUUUGGAGCAUUAAGUCCAUAUUCAGAUCGAGAAGUUAUACGCUUUCUCUGGCAGUAUUAUAAAAAUUGGUGUGUUGCAAGGCUCUUAAAUGACACUGUCCUAACUUGAUAGAAUUGUUUUCAUUACCAUCCUGCUUGUAGAUGGAUUGACUGCUCUUGGAUGAGAAUUAUGCACAAUACUGUGUCACCAAUCUUAAUUUGUGUUAGCCAUUGUGAUUUGUUUUUUUGCAUGUUUACAUCUUAAAGAGUAUUCAGUCACAGCUGUCUUAAAAAUGUAUUUUAAUGUGUUAAUGACAACCUUUAUUCAUCACUAUUUUCCAGUUAUAUUCCCUUUGUUUUGAAUGGUGAGUAAGUGCAUUGAUUAGCAAAUUAACACUCUGUAGUAGCCUAUAACAAGUAUUAUCCUCUAACAAAUGACAAUUGUAAACACUAUUUGAAAUAUUCUACAGCCCAUGCAGGAGUUGUUGUGGUAUGAUGACAUGUAUUAUCGUAAUGAAAGCACAGUUGUUAAUGGUGAGUUUGAGGAGCCUGAAAAUGUGACAUGGUAGUUUAAUGCUUAAUAUUGGAAUAUAUUUGUAGUUAUUGAUUGAGUUUUUCUACAUAUGAAAAGAGGCCAGUCAAAACAGUUAAUUACUUUGGAGCAAGACAUCGAACAAAAACUGAAUAAUGAGGAAAGCCCAUGGGACAUUGGGUGGAUUAUUCCCCUCAUUAAACAUGCUAUUUUUCGCAAUCUGUAAAUUGCUUCAGGGUGCCUUUCCUGUACAUGGAAAUUUUUCACAGGGCUAUGAAGGUCUUACCGACAACCCAUAGCAUACUGUAGUUGAAAUCAAAUUGCUCAUUUUGGGUUAGGCAUCCAGUUCACUUAAGUCAUGUAGCUUUAGCCACAGACUUUAAGGCUUGGAUAGCUAAUAAUACCAUUUCUCUACUGCUUGAACAGUAAUUUAUUACACAACUGGCCUUAAAGCUUGAUAAUGUUAACAUUAUUAUUUUUCUUUGAAAUUAAUUUAUUAAAGUGCACAUUAUGUUCUCUGGAUGAGAAAUGCAAAAAAUAAUUUUAUUAUUCAUUAAUAAAGUACAGAUUAACUAAA
Morone saxatilis (striped sea-bass) is the source of this 7212-nucleotide messenger RNA. It is a transcript of the gene kcnq5a, whose product is annotated as potassium voltage-gated channel, KQT-like subfamily, member 5a. The record is from RefSeq and is a predicted model, not a curated record. Gene Ontology annotation, biological process: potassium ion transport; transmembrane transport. The transcript is spliced from 17 exons. Bases 401 to 3601 code for a protein of 1066 amino acids. Gene Ontology annotation, molecular function: voltage-gated potassium channel activity. Gene Ontology annotation, cellular component: membrane. NCBI's taxonomy places the organism in Eukaryota, Metazoa, Chordata, Actinopteri, Moronidae.